This is a messenger RNA of Salvia hispanica, 672 nucleotides long. Lineage: Eukaryota; Viridiplantae; Streptophyta; Magnoliopsida; Lamiales; Lamiaceae. The record is from RefSeq and is a predicted model, not a curated record.
AUGCAUGGGUCGGUGCACGGGUUCCCUGUGAUGUUGGACAACAUAGAUUGUAUGCAUUGGGAGUGGAAGAACUGCCCCACCGCCUUGAAGGGGAUGUCGAACAACGACAUCAACAUUCUCCAGUCGUCGCCCCUGUUCAACGAUCAGUGCAAUGGCGUUGGUCCCUCCAUCAGUUUCGUCGCCAACGACAACCAACACGAUAAGAGAUACUAUUUGGUGGAUGAGAUAUACCCAAACUGGUCCGUCUUUGUGAAGACGAUCAAGCAUCCACUCGGACAAAAGAAGACAUACUUUGCGAGCCGUGAGGAGGCAGCGCGCAAGGAUGUGGAGCGGACAUUUGGUGUGCUCCAGAGUCGAUGGGCGGUAGUGAAGGGACUUAACGGCAGACGGCAGUGGUAUAUUCCCAACAUCGGCGAUGUCAUGUAUGCAUGUAUCAUAAUGCACAACAUGAUUGUCGAAAAUGAAGCUGCGGAACUGACUCAGUGGACCAAUGAAGAUGAUACGGGUGCCGGUCCAAGCCACGGCGUGGCCACCGCGAAUGUGAAUAUGGGGGUACCUCAUGGAGAGGUCGAGCGGAUGCGCGCAUUUACCGACAUGCGGCAAACAAAUGCCCAUGUUCGACUUCAGCACGAUAUCAUCGAAGAGGUUUGGACGCGGAGGGGUGGACGUUGA